AUGGCGCUGGCCAGCCGGACAGGCAGGACAUCGUCCAUUCCUCCUCGCAUGGCAGAUGGCGCGUAUGAGACCAAGCAGACGGCCUUUGAGUGGCCCGUUCGCGACGUCCGCGACCUCAAAGCACGGCUCGAGGCUGGGGACGACGACGACAACGACGACGACGCACAGCACGAGGCCCUCACGACCGAGGGAGCCUACUUUGACGAUCUCGCUUACAAGCUCCACAUCGAACGCACGCCCGGUCCGCUCGUUCGACCAGACCCCGAGGUCGAGCCUGUUGCCACCCAGGAACCGUCGAUCGUGCUGGCCAUCAUCGCCCUGUGGGCCAAGUAUUCAGACCUGCCACUCGACGAGACGUUUGACCGCAGCGUGUUCGUCGGCAUCAAGGCCUACGAGCGCGAGGGCGAACACGUCCUGGGCGAGCCCAAGUGGCUGUGGUCUGCGUCUGAAGUCGUUGCCUUCUCCAAGCGCCAAGAGUUCUGGGACGUGACCCUGCCGCCCUUGUCGACGCUUCUCGAUCUCCCAGAGGUUUCGGCCCGUGACGCCUUUUCCAUCCGUGUCGUCGUGAAGCAUGCCUCCCAGCCUGGUCUCCCACCCAUGGUUCACGCCGACCAGCAGUACAUCUCGCGCCGCGUCACCCGCCAGGCAGCGGCAUUCCUCGACUCGAUUCGCACCGGCGACGUUCAGUUUGUGUGCCUCGAGCAUGCAGGGACUGGCACGCCUGACGAAGACGGCCCACGGAAGAUGGUCCGCCGGAGGGUGGUGUACGCACAUUCCGAGCUGCUCGUACACUCUGACUAUUUCAAGGCAACUCUCUCUGGCGGUUUUGCAGAGGGGUCGCAGGCACCUGUGACGACGCUCUUGGUCGAGGACGCGGCAUUCAACACGGUGUACUGGGUCCUGCGGUGGCUCUACACGGACGAGAUCCUGUUCAGCAACGUUGACAGCGUGCGGACCGUCAUGGCGCAGGUCCGUGUCGACACGGCGAUCGCACGCCGCGUCCUACAGCUCGAGAGCUGGGAGUAUGCGUCGUUGAUCCCCGAGGAAGAGGUCGACGAUGCCGACAUUCGCACCGUGAGAAGCACCUCGAGCGUCGGCACUGCGGCCUCUGGCCGCCUCUCUCCCGGAGCUCGCAGUGCUGCCAGCGUUGCAUCUACCUCGUCUCCGCGCCGUGGGCCCGCGCCUCCCAUCCCGUCCUCGUCCUCAUCUAGCACCAGCACACCCCGUCCGCCCCGCCCCAAAUCGUCGUCGCCUACGAGCGCCACCCAGCCUCGCCUCUCACGUCCACCGGCAGCGGUCCCGCGUAUCGCCACGACCCCGGCGUCGGGCUCCACCGCGGCGGCGGCGGGGCGCAAGAUGGGUCCCCAGACGUCUCCCGUGGCUGCCGGCGGUUCUGGAGCGUCGGCACCCACCUCUCCGCCGUGUGCACGCAACUUUAUCCCUCGCAGGAGCCACGCGCCGCCCCCCGAUCCCCACAAGCACCCUACCAAGCCUCCGGCCCCGCCAUCCCCGCUGGCCGUCUUCUUCCUCGCGCACAGGUAUGGUCUCGAGGACCUGCAGGUGCUCGCGCGCGACGCCCUCCUGCGCAACCUCACCCCGGACACGUGCAUCGCGGCGUUGCUCGCCACAUACGCGUUUGGCGACCUGCACGCCGCCGUCAUGGACUAUGUUAGCGACCACUGGGCCGAGGUGUGUGCGUCGCCCGAGCUCGACAGGUGUUACCAGGAAGUCUCGGCGGGAGUGUGGGGCGAGCUGCACGGUGGGCAGGUCCUGCUGGGCCUCACGCGCCGUCUGACCGGCAUGUCCAUCUGA
Messenger RNA from Apiotrichum porosum, 1812 nucleotides. RefSeq lists its product as uncharacterized. The transcript has 3 exons. NCBI's taxonomy places the organism in Eukaryota, Fungi, Basidiomycota, Tremellomycetes, Trichosporonales, Trichosporonaceae. The record is from RefSeq and is a predicted model, not a curated record. Gene Ontology annotation, biological process: regulation of proteolysis; proteasome-mediated ubiquitin-dependent protein catabolic process. The coding region runs from base 1 to 1812 and encodes 603 amino acids. Gene Ontology annotation, molecular function: ubiquitin protein ligase binding. Gene Ontology annotation, cellular component: cytoplasm.